CCGGAACAGCAGCAAAGCCGAGCAGGGGAGAGCUGGGAAGCCGACGGCUGCUCGCUCAUUCUCACCCCACCCGUCCUCAACUCUCCCAUCCUCAACUUGCCUGUCCCCAACUCACCCAUCCUCAGCUCACCCAUCCCCAAAUCAUCCAUCCUCAACUCUCCCAUCCUCAACUCGCCUGUCCUCAACUCUCCCAUCCUCAACUCUCCCCCUCAACCCGCCCGUCCUCAACCCACCCGUCCUCAACUCAUCCAUCCUCAACUCACCCGUCCUCAACUCUCCCGUCCUCAACUCGCCCGUCCUCAACUCACCCGUCCUCAACCCACCCGUCCUCAACUCUCCCGUCCUCAACUCUCCCAUCCUCAACCCACCCGUCCUCAACUCUCCCGUCCUCAACUCAUCCAUUCUCAACUCGCCCGUCAUCAACUCUCCCGUCCUCAACUCGCCCAUCCUCAACUCGCCCGUCCCCAACUCGCCCAUCCUCAACCCACCUGUCCUCAACUCUCCCAUCCUCAACUUGCCCAUCCUCAACCCACCCGUCCUCUCUCCCAUCCUCAACUCGCCCAUCCUCAACCCACCCGUCCUCAACCCACCCGUCCUCAACUCUCCCAUCCUCAACUCGCCCAUCCUCAACCCACCCGUCCUCAACCCACCCGUCCUCAACUUGCCCAUUCUCAACUCUCCCAUCCUCAACUCUCCCAUCCUCAACCCACCCAUCCUCAACUCGCCCGUCCUCAUCGUGGCGGCGCAGGGGUUUGCUCGACAAGCCUUGGCUCACGCCGGGAGCAGUUCCUGCGAUUGA
This is a messenger RNA of Pterocles gutturalis (yellow-throated sandgrouse), 799 nucleotides long. Its product is annotated as repetitive proline-rich cell wall protein 1-like. The annotation marks the transcript as partial. NCBI's taxonomy places the organism in Eukaryota, Metazoa, Chordata, Aves, Pterocliformes, Pteroclidae. The record is from RefSeq and is a predicted model, not a curated record. The transcript is spliced from 2 exons.